AUGGCCGCGGCAAUCUCGCUGGAGGCCGGUGGGGGCCUCGCCCACGACCUAGGGUCCGCAGCCGUCACAGCUGGUGUCGCCCUCGCGCUCCUCAAAUUAUUCGAGGAGCUCGCGAAGCGCGGCGUCUUCGAGCAGAAACUCAGCAGGAAACUUGUUCAUAUAAGCGUUGGGCUGGUGUUCUUGCUUUUUUGGCCUCUUUUUAGCUCUGGAUGGUAUGCUCCUUUCCUUGCUGCGCUAGCACCAGGGGUUAACAUUAUAAGGAUGCUUCUACUGGGGCUGGGACUUAUGAAAAAUGAGGCUAUGGUUAAAUCAAUGAGCCGCUCUGGAGAUUACAGGGAACUUCUCAAGGGCCCACUGUAUUAUGCUACUACUGUAACUUUUGCCACGUCUGUAUUAUGGAGAACCUCACCUGUUGCUAUAGCACUUAUAUGCAACUUAUGUGCUGGGGAUGGUAUAGCUGAUGUUGUUGGGAGACGCCUAGGUAAAGAAAAGCUUCCAUACAAUCCCAACAAAUCAUAUGCUGGAAGCAUAGCAAUGGCGGUGGCUGGUUUUCUGGCCUCAGUUGGGUAUAUGCACUACUUCCACACUUUUGGUUUUAUUGAGGAAACAUGGUACAUGGCUUUAGGCUUCCUCAUGGUCUCUGUAGCUGCAACACUCGUUGAAUCACACCCCAUCAGCACAGAACUGGAUGACAAUUUGACUGUUCCUUUAACAUCAUUCCUAGUUGGUAGCCUCAUCUUUUGA
This is a messenger RNA of Miscanthus lutarioriparius, 744 nucleotides long. NCBI's taxonomy places the organism in Eukaryota, Viridiplantae, Streptophyta, Magnoliopsida, Poales, Poaceae. The record is from the annotation of a GenBank genome assembly.